Messenger RNA from Clunio marinus, 231 nucleotides. The record is from the annotation of a GenBank genome assembly. Lineage: Eukaryota; Metazoa; Arthropoda; Insecta; Diptera; Chironomidae.
AUGGAUUUACGCUCUCGGUUUUUGUCGAAAAGCUUCUCUUAUGUCAUUUUGGUAAAUGGAGCUUUAUGUCUGAAACGAGUGAGACAAAAAUUAAUAUUGUCACUUAAGACCACAAAUAAGCGGCACAGAACAAAGAAGCAAACAAGAUUAUGUAUGCUCCAAGGCGAUAUAUACAUUAAAUUAGGUAAGACAUCUUAUAAUCGUAUAUCUCGAGAUACCUUAGAUACGUAG